Messenger RNA from Drosophila eugracilis, 756 nucleotides. Its product is annotated as lamin-L(I)-like. The coding region runs from base 1 to 756 and encodes 251 amino acids. Lineage: Eukaryota; Metazoa; Arthropoda; Insecta; Diptera; Drosophilidae. The record is from RefSeq and is a predicted model, not a curated record. The transcript is spliced from 3 exons.
AUGCAGAAUACGAGCUUUGGAUGGGUAGUUUCUGGAGAUGGUUGCACCACAGACAAACCUCGUGUGACCGCUUCACCAGCGGUCUCUAGCCUCCCGAGCUACACUUGCCACUCUCGCGUGGCUGAGAAGGUUGAGCUGCAGAACCUGAACGAUCGUCUGGCUACCUAUAUUGUCCGUGUGCAUAACUUGGAGACAGAAAAUUCCUGCCUCAGCAUUGAGGUGCAGACCACCAGAGACGCGAUCACCCACAAGACGACCAAUAUGAAGAACAUGUUCGAGGCUAAGCUGCUGGAGACGCGUCGUCUUCUAGAUGAUACGGUCAGGGAUCGUGCCCAUAGCGAGAUGGAUAACAAGCGUCUGUGGAAGGAGAACGAGGAGCUUAAGAACCUUCUGGAAAAGAACACUCGCGAGCAUGAAGAGAGUACCAAGGACAUCGAGGUCUCACUGGAUUUGGAAAUCGCUGCCUACGACAUGGACUACUAUAUGUCAGCUAGUGCCAAAGGCAAUGUGGAGAAUAAGCAGUUCUCUCCCGAGGCCAAGUUUGUAAAGCAUAAGGGAACAAUAAGGACAACGAUGAGAUGGCCAUUGGAGACUGGCAAUUGCAGCGUUUUGAUCAACGAAGGCGGUCUUUCGAGGCGUACGGUGUCUAGGCUGUGUCUGCUGCCCCUCAAGGAUUCUGUUGACGGUCUGGAGCUGACGCCGCUGGAUCUGCUGCUGCAAGCGGGGAGGGGAUGCUACGGAGACGAGCAGAAGUGA